AGCCGGGCGCCCCGCACAGCCCGCGCCAGCGGCCGCCGCACCCAGCCGCGCCGGCGAGGACAUGGGCAGCCGCGGCGCGCCCGCCCCCCGCGCCGAUGUAAAUUAUUAAAAAGAAAAUGGCCCAACGGAACACUGCAUUUCCUUCUCUCAUCACUGAGGAAAGGUAUAAUAUAUGGAAAAUAUGCAUCUAAGGCGAGUUAGAACCAUGCCCCGACACAGCCAGUCCCUGACCAUGGCACCCUACUCAUCUGUAAGCCUCGUGGAACAACUGGAAGAUAGGAUCCUCUGUCACGAGAAGACAACCGCAGCCCUUGUGGAGCACGCCUUCCGGAUUAAGGACGACAUUGUUAGCAGUUUGCAGAAAAUGCAGAACAAAGGGGGCGGCGACCGCUUGGCCAGGCUCUUCCUGGAGGAGCACAUCAGAAACAUAACUGCCAUUGUGAAGCAGCUCAAUCGGGAUAUUGAGGUACUGCAGGAGCAGAUCCGGGCCCGGGACAACAUCAGCUACGGAACGAAUUCCGCCUUAAAGACCUUGGAGAUGCGUCAGCUCUCGGGUUUGGGAGACCUGCGGGGAAGAGUGGCAAGAUGUGACGCCAGCAUAGCCAGACUCUCUGCAGAGCACAAAACAACUUACGAGGGGCUCCAGCACUUGAACAAAGAACAGCAAGCUGCCAAACUUAUCUUGGAAACAAAAAUCAAAGAUGCAGAGGGACAGAUUUCUCAGCUUUUGAACAGAGUGGACUUGUCGAUAUCAGAGCAAAGCACCAAACUGAAGAUGUCCCACAGAGACAGUAACCACCAGCUUCAACUUCUGGAUACAAAAUUUAAAGGUACGAUUGAGGAACUCAGUAAUGAGAUUUUAUCUGCACGGAAUUGGUUGCAACAGGAACAAGAACGGAUAGAGAAAGAACUUUUACAGAAAAUUGAUCAGCUUUCCUUGGUCGUUAAGGAAAACAGUGGAGCCAGCGAAAGGGACAUGGAGAAGAAGCUCAGCCAGAUGUCAGCCAGACUUGACAAAAUAGAAGAAAGUCAGAAGAAGAAUAUGGAAGUGCAGAGAACAAAACAGGAAGAAGAGAAAGUGCAUGGGCGCAUCAAUAAGCUGGAGUUACAGAUGAAUGAGGACAUGAAGGAAAUGAAAGCAGAAGUUGAUGCUGGGUUUACGGCCAUCUAUGAAAGCAUAGGAUCCCUCAGGCAAGUUCUUGAAGCCAAGAUGAAGUUGGACAAGGACCAACUACAGAAGCAAAUACAGCAGAUGCAGAAGCCAGAGCCCCCCAUGUGAGGGGAGCUGGGACAAGGACCUCAGAAGUGGUUUUGCUGGUGGGGCGAGAGCCAGGUGCCGCCGUGGCCAGGCGGUCACUGCCUUCAGAAGUGUUCUAUUCAUGGCGUGCAUGUGCCAAGCAAUGUGUUUUCAUGGGUCUAAAUGUUUACCUUAAGUCUCGAAAACACUUCCUUUAAAAGUAUUAAGUACAAUUUUUGCCACUCUAUUUCAUUUCUCUAAAUUCAAUGGAAUAGCCUCCCAGCCCCUAGAUUUGGAAAGGCUUUUGUCCCUCUUCAUUUUAUGAAUGAAAAGACUUAACGACUUUCCUUCAAUGCUUGACGCUCUAGCCAAGACUUUACUAUUUUGAAAAAUGUCAUGGUGAUUUUUUUUUUAGUUAAGAAACUAAUGAAUUGUCACAGGAAUGUGUUAGCUCCUCACCCUAAAUUAAGAGAAUGUCCUGGUAGAUUAGAAUUCAACCCUUUAGUCCAUAUUUGGAUUUUAUUAAUGUUAUCUGUGCAUUUCUUACAUGGUUUCCUUCUUGUAAAUCUUCUGUCUUUUGUAGGGAGAAGGGAUUUAAUUUUUGGAGAACCACCCCCCCCACACCACCAUUUAUGUAAUGAAGAUAGCUUAAAGAUUGAUAACUGCCAUAUACAUUGCAAAUUAAAAUGGAAACUUAAGACAAUUAUCUAGCUAAUACAAGGCACAAUAUCCACAUCAACCACCUACUUAUACCAGGUUUUAAUAUUGGAAACUUUUUUCAAUUGCCUACAGCCUGUAUAGUGAUAGCCAUAUAUUUAGUAAUGGAAUGGUGGUUAAUAGUCUGUUUAUUGCACAAUUAAUUGUAAAUCAUAAUAGGAUGUGAGAAUUUUUCAGGCUUUAUGAUCUCCUCUAAAUGUUUCCAAAAUUGGCACAAAGUGCUAACUAAGGUUUAUAUAUACUUCUUGUAACUGUAUCCUGUGCCUUGGUUUUACCACGUCAAUGCACUGUAUCCUCUAAAAGUUUUACGGACAAAAUAGAAGGCAUGAUAAUACAUCAGAAUUAUGAUGUAAAAAUGGGAUCCUAUGUAAUUUUUAAAUGUUCUAAAAAUUUUAUCACUGUUAAGACAUUAGUUGUUCAGUAUUAUUAAUGAAAUAGAAAUUCAUACUUUUGUAUGGACAGAGAAUCAAAUUGAUAUUGCAUUUAUAACACUGUCAAGAAACUUUCAUUUGAGCAGCUUUGUAGAUGAUGGGUGUUUUCUUUUCAAUCGCCAUCUUUGAUUAGUCAUUGAAAAUUGGCGCCAGUGAAAUUGUUCACCUGUGUUCGUACAAACCAAUGGUGAGACACACACUGUUCUAAACUGUGAGGGUGCCCAGGAAAAAGAAAACAAUUCUUUAAAGAAUUUUUUAAAAAAUUGUUUUUGUUUGCCAAGGACUCAGGAAAAUUAAAGUAUUUUCUAUUUUUAGGAUAAAUCAUAAAUGAAACAUGUAACUGGCUAUUACUGUUUACCCAUAUAAAAUAUGCUGCUAAAGUAAUAGUAUUUUACAACUUCAGUGGCUGGACAAAAAUUCUUUUAAAAUUUGGACCUGAGAAAUCCUAUAAGGAAUAUGUCAUCCAACACGUAGUUCCUUAACUUUGUCACAAUUCCUUGCAUCUUUAUAUAGGAAGAUGAUUUCUACUUAACAGUGAAAAAACAAAGGGGAAUGCUCUUUUGCAAUCAGAAAGUGAAUUUCUUUUUGUGACAGAGUAAGCACAUCUGGUACCGUUUUCCCUGUUGAAGCAAAAGCCACAGCGCCGAGCAUUACACCCCUUCCCUCUUCCAUGGUCCCGGGAGGAGGAAGGGUCCGCACGUGGGCCGCCUGGGGAGAGGGGGCCAGGGGGCCAGCUGGCCUCAGGUGGAGGGCUGACGUAUACAGGUGACGGCUGGCUGUCCGCUGAGAUUGCCCAGGUGCUCCCGAUGCUGCUCACCUCCUGUCAGGAGCUCUGGCAGGGGUUCUCCAGCCUGGCAACGUGCUGGAAUGCCCCGGGGAGCUCGCAGAGCUACUGAUGCCCGGGCUGCCCCUCGGCCAGCAGAGCCGCAACCUCUGGGAGGUGGGACCCAGGCAUCCAUAGGCAUCCAAGGCCCUCCGGGGAUUCGGAGGCCACUGAGGCUGGAAGGCACUGAGCCCCAGUGGACUCUUAGGACCAAAGCCUAAAUGACGAUCAGCUUCCGUGUUCUUUCCUUCACCAGAAAUUUGCAAUAAAAAAAGUAAAAUUUCCAAAUCCACGCGGUGUACGAUUUUUAAAUUUGAAAGUAUUUGAGUGUGAGGCAACCUGCUGGGAACUGGAAAGUCACUGGGAGCUGCUCCGUCUGGGGUCUCCGAGGCUGCGGUGCCUUCUCACCUCUGGGCUCCUGCCAGCUGGCAGUUGCUGGUGUGCUGUGCACCUGUGCUGCGAUGUGUGUUCACUCGUUUCAUUGUAGCAGGAAGUACUGUUCACUCGCCUGUUUUGCAGAUGAGAAAAGUGGGUCACCUAAAGGUUGGGCAACUUGCCCCAAAUCCUGCAGCUAAUACGUGGCAUUCAGGAUUCACACCAGGCAGCCUACUUCCACAGUCCGGGCAUCUAACCGGUAUGCCACUAUCCUACCUCUAAAGAUACAUCCUUACUUCCGGCAUAACUCACUCACUAGGCCACCACCUGCAGCCCCAUCUCUAUGGGACUUUCCACCAUCAGAGCCCCUUUGCUCUUUAAUGUCCCAGUUCCAAACACCUAUGAGAGGCAUCUCAGUAGCUUCCCUUGGGUCAGAAGACCUCUGGUUUAUUGUUGGGGCCAGUUGGUGCCAUAGGACUGAGUGGUCCCAGGCAUUUCAAGCCCUGUGCUUGGGCUGUCCUACGCAACAGACUGCGGUUCUGUGUCCCGGGAGAUGAGUUAUGCUGGGUGACUGCAGAGCAGAACAGAAGAACAAUUCCUUUUAAACUAUGCUUAUCCCACCUGGCUCUCAGCCUGAAAAAACCCACAAACCACUCACAACAUCCUGGAAACUCAGUGGGAACUAGAUGGGGUUCUGUCACUGUCCUCCUCUAGCUGUGUGACCUCAGGCUGUUCUCUUAACCUUUCUGAAUCUCAGUUUUCUCAUCUGCAGAAUGGAAAUUAGAAUUGUUUAAAAGAGGCAGCUAGGUUAUAAUUUUUGAAACGUUGAAGUAGUUAAUACGGUAUUGGGUAUUAAGUGGUCAAAUAUGGAAUAUGGGAGAGGAGGUAUUGGUGGUGUAACAUAGCAAGUAUAUGGGUGGGGAGCGUGGUCCAUGUUUUUGCUCAAAGCAUCCCAUUACCUGCUGGGAUCAUUUAUGAUAUCCCAUAAAUGAAAGUGCUAUCCCAGCCUGAGAUACAGAAGAGCAGUAGAGCCUGGAUGGAGAGAUAAGUGGACAGGACCAGAAUGGAGACAUUCCCUGAAUGUGGGGAAGCUCUGGGCAGAUCCUCAGGCUACUCAGGCCCAUCCCUGGAGCAAGCAUGGCUUCCACAGGACUAAGCCUGGGAGAAGGAGUAUCCACUGAGGGGCCAGUUUUGAGAGGGCUGUGAUGGGUGGGAUCAGACCCAGAAGGAGGAAGCAAUGAAUAAGCAAACUUAUAUAUGUACUAUGGAAUACUAUGCAGCCAUAACAAGGGAAGAAAUUCCAACACAUGCUAAAGCAUGGAUGAAUCUUGAGGACGUUUUAUUCAGUGAAAUAAGUCACAAAAAGACAAAUGUUGUAUGAUUCCACUUGUAUGAGGUAUAUAGAAGAGUCAAAUUCAUAGAAACAGAGUAGCAUGAUAGUUGCCAAGAGCUUGGGGGUCCGGUGGGGGUGGGGAGCUAGUACUGAAUGGGUACAGAGUUUCAGCUAGAGAAAAGGUAAAAGUUUUGAUGGUGGUGGUGGUUGCAAACAAUGUGAGUGUACUUAAUGCACUUAAUGUACUUAAU
Mustela erminea (ermine) is the source of this 5167-nucleotide messenger RNA. It is a transcript of the gene FAM81A, whose product is annotated as family with sequence similarity 81 member A. The record is from RefSeq and is a predicted model, not a curated record. The transcript has 9 exons. Lineage: Eukaryota; Metazoa; Chordata; Mammalia; Carnivora; Mustelidae. The coding region runs from base 173 to 1279 and encodes 368 amino acids.